UACAUUCCAGGCACACCACCAUUACCACUGCUUAUAUAUUCCUUCUACUCAACCCUCCAUACAUAAUUACCCUUAAUUUCUAUCCCCAUUUUUUUCUUAUUCAGCGUGUGCCUCAAAUGGCUCGAUUCAAUUUCAGUGUUAUUCUGAUUCUGUCAUUUUCUCUGUAUUUGUUCCUAUAUCCCAGUACAGUCUCUGCAGAACUCAAACGCAACUAUUAUGCUGAUAUCUGCCCGGAUGUAGAAAGCAUCGUUAGAAAAACGGUUGAGAAGAAAUUCAAAGAAACAUUUGUUACAGUUCCUGCCACUCUCCGUCUCUUCUUCCAUGAUUGCUUCGUCGAGGGUUGUGAUGCGUCAGUUAUAGUUCAAUCAACUGGAAGCAACAAAGCUGAGAAGGAUCACCCUGAUAACUUAUCCCUAGCUGGAGAUGGAUUCGACACCGUAAUCAGAGCCAAACAGGCAAUUGAUGAAGUUUCCAGUUGCAAAAACAAGGUCUCCUGUGCUGAUAUCCUCGCCAUGGCCACUCGAGAUGUCGUUGCCCUGUCCGGUGGACCUUCAUAUGCGGUUGAGUUAGGAAGAUUAGAUGGUCUAAGUUCAACUGCGUCGAGCGUAGAUGGGAAGUUACCGCAGCCAACUUUCAAUUUGAGGCAGCUCAAUUCAAUGUUUGCCGCUAACGGACUCGACCAAUCAGACAUGAUUGCUCUCUCUGCUGCACACACCGUUGGAUUCGCUCACUGCGCCAAGUUUUCAGACAGGAUAUACAAUUACAGCCGUAAAAAUCCUGUUGAUCCUACGAUCAACAAGACAUAUGUGCCGGAGCUAAAGCAAUUGUGCCCACAAGAUGUGGACCCUCGGAUCGCCAUCAACAUGGACCCCAACACACCCAACACCUUUGAUAAUGUAUACUUCAAGAAUCUUCAACAGCACAAGGGUCUUUUCACGUCAGAUCAGGUCCUCUAUACGGACACCAGGUCAAGGCCCACUGUAAAUGCGUGGGCCAGUGACUCCGACUCCUUUAAUAAGGCUUUUAUUGCUGCUAUGACCAAGAUGGGUCGGGUCGGUGUGAAGUUGGGAAACAACGGAAAUAUCCGUCAUGAUUGUAGUGUGCUCAAUUAGGAAAAUACAUUUUAUUUAAGCCUAGCUAAAGCUAUUUCUGUUCUUUUGUUUUGUUGUAGUAGGUGCUCAAUUUUUAGCUUUAAAGAAACGGAUUAAUUUGUAAUAAAAUCUGAGCAUAUGAAAUAAAACGACAUGACAACCUGCUUCUAUUCA
Molecule: messenger RNA, 1265 nt
Organism: Pistacia vera
Lineage: Eukaryota; Viridiplantae; Streptophyta; Magnoliopsida; Sapindales; Anacardiaceae
Product: peroxidase 51-like
Exons: 4
Coding region: 117-1112 (331 amino acids)
Biological process (GO): response to oxidative stress; hydrogen peroxide catabolic process
Molecular function (GO): heme binding; peroxidase activity
Source: RefSeq, a predicted model, not a curated record